Messenger RNA from Monopterus albus (swamp eel), 2094 nucleotides. RefSeq names its product organic solute carrier partner 1b (gene oscp1b). Gene Ontology annotation, cellular component: plasma membrane; cytoplasm. Lineage: Eukaryota; Metazoa; Chordata; Actinopteri; Synbranchiformes; Synbranchidae. The record is from RefSeq and is a predicted model, not a curated record. The coding region runs from base 124 to 1266 and encodes 380 amino acids. Gene Ontology annotation, biological process: transport. The transcript has 10 exons.
GUGGCCUGGCAACCAGAAGAGGCUUUACCAAACACACAGAUCCUCUAUCAGCAAGCAUUCGAGCUAGCUACAAAAGCUAGCUUCUGUUAUUUUCCGGAGAGAUUUAACCAUCCAAAUACCGCCAUGUCUUCAAGGACUCUGCCGUUGCUUUUCAUCAAUCUCGGCGGUGAAAUGCUGUACAUCCUGGCCCAGCGGCUUCGAGCUCAGAAUACUCCUGCUGACAAAGCUAAGAAAGUUAUGAAUGACAUCAUCACAACUAUGUUCAACAAAAAGUUUCUGGAAGAGCUUUUUAAGCCACAGGAGCUUUACUCCAAGAAGGCCCUGCGGACUGUGUUUGACAGGCUGGCCCACGCAUCCAUAAUGAGACUCAAUCAAGCUAGCAUGGACAAGCUCUAUGACUUGAUGACCAUGGCUUUCAAGUACCAGGUGCUUCUAUGUCCACGGCCUAAGGACAUCCUCCUAGUGUCCUUCAAUCACAUGGAUGCAAUCAAGGACUUUGUGAAAGACACUCCCAACAUUCUCAGCCAGGUUGAUGAGACAUACCAACAGCUCGUAGAGAUGUAUACACCAUUGUCUAGUGGUGAAUUCCAGCUCAUUAGACAAACUCUUCUCAUAUUCUUCCAGGACAUGCAUAUAAGGGUGUCUAUUUUCCUAAAGGACAAAGUGCAGAACUCCAAUGGCCGCUUUGUCCUUCCCACCUGUGGUCCUGUGCCUCAUGGAACACAAGUCCCUGGAUUGAUACGGCUGUUUAGCUGUACUGGUGAGGAGGUGACCAGGCUGCAGUUCAAUAAUGGAGGGAACUACACUGCUGCUCUCCGGGAAGGCUCUUUUGAGACAUUUGGAGACAGGGUCACCAAACUAGGCACAAACAUGUACAGUGUAAGUCGUCCAGUGGAAACUCACAUGUCAGGAACAUCUAAAAAUUCUGCUCAGCAUACUAAGAUCAAUACUGCCCCAAACCCUCUGGCCAAAGAAGAGCUGAAUCUAUUGGCCAAGUUAAUGGGAGGGUUAGAAAUUCAGAAACUAGGAAACGCAGACAGUGGCUUUCGAGUCAACCUCUUUGCCACAGAUGAGGAAGAAGAAGAGGCGUUAAUAACAAGGCCAGAUGAGCUUUCGUAUGGAGUCAUAAACAUCCAAGCAACAAAGGACCAACAGGCCAAUGCUGAGCUGGCCAAGAUUAUGGGAGAGUUCACAGAGUCUGGAGAUCAAUCUCCCAGCGCCAGCAGCAAAGGCGAUGACCUCCUAGCCAUGAUGGACGGUCUGUGAAUCAGUUAUUCUGACAGAAAUGCCCAGGGGAUGGGGCACAAUGCAUUGUCCACAGUCUGCUCUACUGUAGACCAGUGUGCUGUCUGUACCUGCAAAUAUCCUGCAGCAACCUCACAUGCAGCCAGAAAACCUUCUUCUUUGGGUGCUUCUAAAAUACAGACGUGAGCAGGCGUUUGCAUCAGUUGUUAAAUGACCAACUGCAAAUGCGCAUAGUUAAUAAAUAAUGUGUGGUGAGCCAAGCUUCAAGCUGUAAUACACUGUAAUAGUGUGUUUGCUAUAAACUGAGAGGAGAUUCAGUGCAUCAAGAUAUACAGUAGGCCCUGUCAGUGUGAUGAACAUGUGUCUGUGGUAAUAGCAAGACAUCUGUUUGUGCAAUGUCAAGAUAUUGCAUUUUCCGUAUCUGACUAGGACUGCACUGAUGUACGCAAAAUCACAUUCCUUUAAUUUCACAUGAGAUGAUUUGUGUUAAAUGUCAGAAAUGCAUCAUAAUUUUUAUUGUUUUUGAGCUUAUAGUGAGUAUUUAUGUUUGUUACAUGGUUUGAAGAGGGAGUUUGUUAACUUCUUCUGUAAUCUAAUUAACAGGUUAUUAAAUCAUACUGUGGGGAAUCAAAGGAAACCCAAGUGCUCUUUCUAUUCCCUUAUAGUGUAUCUUUAUUUUGUAAGAAAUGUUUAUCUGACCUCACACUGUACUACCUUAAAAUAGGAUGAGGGGCAACCCGUAAGACUUUGGGAUAAAACACAGAAAUGUGCUCAUUGAUGAGUGUUUUAUUAUACAAUACAGAAACAUGCAAUAUAUGUAACAUUCUCAUAUAUAAAUGUUUAUUGCAA